Trichomonas vaginalis G3 is the source of this 609-nucleotide messenger RNA. RefSeq names its product glycosyl hydrolase. NCBI's taxonomy places the organism in Eukaryota, Parabasalia, Trichomonadida, Trichomonadidae. Gene Ontology annotation, biological process: cell wall macromolecule catabolic process; peptidoglycan catabolic process; carbohydrate catabolic process. The coding region runs from base 1 to 609 and encodes 202 amino acids. The transcript has a single exon. The record is from RefSeq and is a predicted model, not a curated record. Gene Ontology annotation, molecular function: lysozyme activity.
AUGGUUGCAACGCCAUUCAAGGUUAUAGACAUUAGUGUCUGGCAAGGAGACAUCGAUUUCAAUGCUGCCCGCGAUCAAUCCGGCAUCCAGGGUGUCAUGAUUCGCUGUGGUUAUGGUUCUGCUGAUCCUUCUCAAGUUGAUAAGCAAUUUGUGAACCAUAUCAGAGCCGCUAUUGCAUGCAACAUGCUCAUUGGUAUCUACCACUAUGGUUACGCCGAGAAUGUUCAAGAGGCUGAAAACGAAGCUGAUUUUGCACUUUCUAUCAUUGAACCAUACAAACAAUACAUCACAUUACCUGUUGCUUAUGAUAUUGAGGAUCCAACAAUGAAUGUAGGACGAGAUCUAGUUGGGCAAAUGGCUGUGGCGUUCGCAAAUCGUAUAAGGGCAGCUGGAUACAGAGCUAUGACAUAUUGCAAUUUGAAUUGGGCUACUAAUUAUAUAAAUAUGGAUUGGAUUAACAAUGCUGGUAUUGAUGUUUGGAUGGCGCAAUAUAACUCACAAUGCACAUAUUGGGGACCCUACACAAUGUGGCAGUUCACUGAUGCUCAGCCAAUCGGCGGUUACUACGCUGGUGUCGAUUGUUCUUGGUGCUAUGUUGCAUAUGCUUAA